This is a messenger RNA of Punica granatum (pomegranate), 1196 nucleotides long. The record is from RefSeq and is a predicted model, not a curated record. Lineage: Eukaryota; Viridiplantae; Streptophyta; Magnoliopsida; Myrtales; Lythraceae.
CUUCACUCUCUUCCCCCACCCCCCAGCUAGCUAUUCUCUCUUUCACCCUUCUCACUUAUUUUCCCUCUUUCCUACUGAUUGUCUUUGCGCAAAAACACACUUAGAGAGAGGGACAUACAGAUCUCUCCGCCCUCAUCCUCUCCAUCUCAAUUCAAUCACCACCCCAUGUCAUCAGGUGAGAAUAGUAGAGUAAACCCCGUCGAGGGAUCAUCCCGAUCACCAAUCGUUGAUCAUCAAGUGCCGGCGCAUCCACAAGCAGUCGUGGCCCCGUUGAGCCGAUACGAAUCCCAGAAGAGACGAGACUGGAACACGUUUGGCCAGUACUUGAGGAACCGGAAGCCCCCAAUCCCCCUCUCGCAGUGCAACUGCAACCAUGUCCUGGAUUUUCUCCGGUACCUCGACCAGUUUGGGAAGACCAAGGUCCACCUUCACGGGUGCGUGUUCUUUGGGCAACCCGACCCGCCUGCCCCGUGCACCUGCCCUCUCCGGCAGGCUUGGGGCAGCCUGGAUGCUCUGAUUGGUCGGCUAAGGGCCGCAUACGAGGAGAAUGGUGGAACCCCGGAGACGAACCCCUUUGGCAACGGGGCAAUUCGUGUGUACCUCCGUGAAGUGAGGGAGUGUCAGGCUAAGGCGAGGGGAAUCCCCUACAAGAAGAAGAAGAAAAAGAAGAGCCAGCUCAAGACGAUCAGCGGCUCAACUCGACAAGACUCGAGGCAAUCAGCCUCAUGAGUGUGUCUUUGAACUGCUGCGACAUAUACCUAAGGUAAGUGACCUGGAUAAGUGGGCUGGAGAUAGAAGAGGCAUGUGUUUGACGGUCCUAAUCUCUGCUUGGUUAAUCGCACUGAAUUCUCUCCCGGGGUAGCCAGUCUCUAAUAAUUAGCUCAGUUCGCCAAGUUACAUAUUAUAUAAGUUAGUCCCGAAAUAAUCUCAAAAGUACGAAAGAACCGUCAAUUUCAAUAUGUAUAUUUAUUCAGGGAUUCAUCAUUAGAAUUUCUGUUAGCUUCAGGUGCGAUAUCAUGUGAUAAUUAGAUAAUCAUAUAAAAGGUUAAUGUAUGUCAAUGGCGGAGAUAACCACGUUAUGUCCAGUUCUCUCCCUCUCUCCCUCUUUCAAGCCAAAACACUUUGGCUCUUGGAAGAGAAUAACUUUUGCGUACGUAUUAGGAUGUUUAAAUCCAUGUUGUCUUGUUAUAAGGUUA